Hippoglossus stenolepis (Pacific halibut) is the source of this 3818-nucleotide messenger RNA. RefSeq names its product negative regulator of reactive oxygen species (gene nrros). The coding region runs from base 240 to 2294 and encodes 684 amino acids. The record is from RefSeq and is a predicted model, not a curated record. Gene Ontology annotation, molecular function: protein binding. The transcript has 3 exons. NCBI's taxonomy places the organism in Eukaryota, Metazoa, Chordata, Actinopteri, Pleuronectiformes, Pleuronectidae.
UUGAGAACCUCUUUCUGAUUGCAGCUUGUCCAUGUGACUUGGUUUCCGUUGCCUGCCUCCUGCUUCCGUGAAUAGUAAAAAAAAGAGGCAUCAGUGGUUCAGCGAGAGCAGAAGCAGGCAGCUGAACUUCACACACGCGAACGUGCUCUGCAACGGCGAGUCAACCAGCGUUAUGGUCAGGGGAUCAACCAUCGGUGGCUUGGGAAAUCUUCACCUAACCACCAGGUAAAGAUGUUAAAAUGCCGGUCCACGGACUCACUCCCAUCCUGCUCUGCUUGUUACACGUCUGGAUUAUCCCGAGCCCAGCAUCGAGUCAUCCACAGCUCAGCGAAUGUCGGCUGAUACAAAGAACAGCUCUCUGCAACGAUGCCAAGCUCAGUUCUGUGCCUCCAGGAUUACCACGCAACAUAGAGGAACUUCAGCUCAACUACAAUCACAUCCAAACACUACAGGACGACUCUCUGCUCCGUUACCCUUCACUAACCAGUCUGAGCGUAGCAUGUAACAGUUUGGAGAAAUUAGAAUCAAACACUUUUCAAGACUUAAGCUUGUUAGAAAGCCUCAAUUUGGCAAAUAACAACCUGUAUAUUGGUUACCCAGAAACCAGCCAGGCAUUAAAGAAGCUACCUGGUCUCAAAGUUCUGGAUCUGUCAGAGAACAAACUUGAGGAUGAAAUGGCAGCCACUCUUCUCCAAAAUCUGACGUCCUUAGAGUACCUCAAUCUUUCUGGAAACCUCUUGCGGAGAUUGGACGAGACCUCAUUCAGGGACCUGAACAAGCUAAAAGAGCUCAACCUGCAAAGGAACAUCAUAUUCGAGAUUGAUGGCGCCUUUGCCAGCAAUUCCAAGCUCCAGCGGCUCAACUUGGCCUUCAACAAUCUGCCUUGCCUAACAGACUUCCACAUGACCCACCUAGUGGUCCUCAAUGCCAGCCACAACUUCAUUGAGUGGUUCAUCUCCAGACAAGACCUUAAUGACACUUUCCAGCUGGAGACACUUGAUCUUUCAGAUAACAAACUGCUCUUCUUUCCUUUCUUGCCCAGCCAUAGUCACUUACGCAACCUUUACCUGUCCCACAACAGCCUUAGGUUCUACGAACAACUGGCAGACAAUGCCACGUCCCCAAACGCAACUACAACUGUUGAGUUCUACAACCUGAGGAAGUAUGCGAGCAAUGUGACUGCCGAGUUGUGGGAUGACAGUCUUCAUGGGGACGUCUCUUCUCUAGAGAUUUUGGAUCUAAGAGGAAACCAGGUAGAGUAUUUCCCCUACGGAUUCAUCCAGAAAAUGCCCUUCCUGUCAAGACUUCAAAUGUGCACCAACUGUCUGAAGUCCUUAAAUCUAACUUACGAACAGUUCCCUGGCAGCUUGUACGAGCUGGACAUCAGCAACAACAGGCUGAAGCAGGUUGUAGCAGAUGAAGGAACGCUGGCGGUUCUUGGCAAUCUGACCUACUUCAACCUGAGCCUGAAUGAUCUUGAGUGGUUACCCCCGAGAUUCUUUUCCUCACUGCCAAGCCUCAGGUCGGUGGAUCUCAGCUACAACCACAUUGACAUUUGUCUCUCGGAGGAAGCUGAGAUCAGUACAGACCUUGUCUCAUCUUGUGUGGAUUGGAGAAAUGUUGUGUCCCUUGGGCAGCUUUACCUCAAAGGAUGCAACCUUGAAUUAAUUCCAUCGUCUGCAUUUGCAGGGUUGUCGCUAACGCACCUGGAACUGUCCGAUAACCCUGGACUUGUCCUACAAUCAAUACAAAGCCUCAGCAGAACUUUGCAGCAUCUAGGUUUGGGAAACACUCACAUUCAAGACUUUGACUUCUCCCAUUUGAAAAAUCUGAAGUUUUUAAACAUUUCAAGGAACUCUCUCGCCCACCUUUCCCCUUCACUCCUAACUCUUGAUCUGAAAGUGCUCGACUUGAGGGACAACAGACUGUCCACUAUCCCCCACGGUCUGGCUAACGCAUUAGCUCCAAACCUUCAGAUUGUUUUCCUCACAGGAAAUCCGUUCAACUGCUGCCAAACAGAAUGGUUCAGGGCCUUUGAAAAAUCAAAGACAAUCCAAAUGGUCGGACUAUCAGACAUCGAAUGUGAAGAUCCCGUGCGAACACAGCAAUUGCAGCACUUAGAGUCAUCUGUGUGUUUUAACGAAGCUGGGGAAUCUAUAUACUGGUACAUUCUGCUCUUCGUAUCCAUAAGUCUUUCAUUUGUUGGCAUUUCAGUUAUGGUUCUUCUCACGUUCAAGCCCCAAAUGCUAAAAAAAUCUAUUAAAAAGAAGUGUCUGAAGUCUACAUCUUAUUGAUACCCCAAAUAAAACUGUAAUCUCCACAGCAUAUUACUGAGAAAUGUUAACUGAAUGUAUUUUGGUAAUGAAUUGAAUUAUUUGUAAAAGUGUCUGCAUUGAUGAAGGAGUAAUUGUAAAAGAGUAUGUAAAUAACCUUGUGUUGGGUUUUUCUUUACAUUGCUUAGUUUUGUUCAUUGAAAUACGAUUCUAUACGGCUAUAUGACAUCCUUAUGUAAAACUGUGGCUGCGUUCUUGUGGGUGCAUGCGCGUGUGUGUAAGCUUGAGCGUGGGUGUAUGUGUGUGUCAACAUAUGCAGAAGUAAUGUGAUGCAAGCUGUUGCUAUAAGCAGCAGAGGAAACAUGAAAUUUCCUGUUUUGCUAAGAUGUGCAGCAACUGCCCAGUUCUGUAUCUCGGGGAGGAGGGGUCUGAGGUUUCCCUGCCAGUGGCAAUAAGAUGAAACAUGACGUUCCAGGGUGUCAUUUCUCCUGAGGAGUUGGAUCCAUAUAUUGAUGUUUGUUAAGUCUAUUCUGUUAGAAAACCCAGUGACAGGCAACUAAGUUUUAACAAAUAUAUCCACAGACCACGUGAGCAUUACACUGUUUAACAGGGGACAUAUCAGCCAUGUUUCUCACACACAGGGCAAGGACAAUUUAUUCCUCUAACUUUGUGUUCAUGUGUGCAGUUGCCCAAAAGCAGGAGUUGAUCUAGCUGCAGCAGAACGCCGGAGGCUUAACCAGAAAGAAACCAGAAUACCGCUGUGGUGAUGCUCAGGGUCAUGGUGGUUGGAGCUUAAAAAAAAGAGAAAGAGGAGCGCAGCCUCAUUAAAAGCCUCACAUUUUUACAUAUCUUUUUUUUUUUAAAUGUGUCACUGCUCAGUCAAAGAGCCAAAAUAGAUCUGAGCGAGUCUUUGCUGUUCCUGUGCAGGGCCGCGGUGAUGAAGCUUCAUCAUGCAAACAAGUUCAGAUAAGAGAAACAGAGACAACUCGGGGGCAGCAGCAGACUUUUCAUUUCCAGCUCCCCACCAUUCACCUUAUAAACAACGCGAACCAUGACCGGGUGCACAUCCUCUGAAUUCAUCAAGAAUCUUAAAAGAAGAAGAAAUCGAUGAAGUGCUGCUCGGCUGAUAAAAGGCAUCAACAGCCUUUUCAAAGUUGUAGAGUGGCAUUCAAGAAAUCAUCAUUUGCGGAAGGCCCUUUGACACUGGUGACAAACUGUUGACCAAGUGGAAUUUAAUUUGAUUAGUCAACUGUUUUUGGUCAGGAGUCAGAGGAUAUAUGAAUUAUGUCAGAGGGCAACACACGCACACACAGCUGCCAAACCUUGAUAAGAACUUUGUUGCUAACGCAGUGAAUACACUGGAAGCAAUGACCGGUGACAACAUAAGUGCUACAUAUGAAUAACAGAACUGUGCUGUCUUUAUAUAGCUCAGCAAAACUGCCAGACACACGGUGAUGCCGCUGAUCUGUCUUUGUAAAACACUGUAGUAAGAGGGUCUUGAGGCACUUGAGGUGUGUUACCAAAUAAACACAGCAAUACCCUCCA